AUGCAAGGGUUGUCGCCGCAUAGACACCAAUUGGUUGACUCCGAUGCUGCCAUAUUACCUGACUUUGAUGCUCCUGAUCUUAAUGAUCGCAAUGAGCUCACUUACGAACUCGAUGAUAUCAAAGUCAAGUACCAUCCACACAGCGAACUUCCUUCCACUGUACAUCACUUUUCCGACUUUUCCUGCAGCUGCUCUUCAGAGGACCAGGUACCUCGUAACAACUCACCAUGGGAACCCUUCCGGACGCGACUGGACUUCGAAGUUGCAGAGAUCGCGCUUGAAGCUGCAAUGACUGAGGAGCAGACAAACCAACUGCUUGAUCUCAUACAUCGAUCCGCCAGUGGCAAGGACAUAUUUAUGUUACAAAGUUACGAUGAGGUUCACUCGCUUGACCAUCGUCUUGCACCUCACUUUGUAUUUGAUGCUCAACGUCUUUCCAAAUUCAACGGAGAACAGUUUGUUCGCUUCAUUGAUGAACCAUGGACAGCUAACGCCUUCUGGAAUGCACAAUCUCAACUUCCAUUGGAUGCAAAGCUGCUGGUGUUCAUUCUAUAUGCUGACAAAAAUAAAUUAUCUUCUUUUGGAACUGAAAAAGGCUAUCCAAUCAUCGCCCGCAUUGCAAACCUGCCUGUUCACAUUCGCAAUGGUAAUACAGCCCUAGGAGGAGGUCGUGUCAUUGGUUGGUUGCCGAUUGUUUCUGAGGAUCAAAAACAUACAAAAAAGAAGGGCUUUGUAGACUUCAAAAAUGCAGUGUGGCACACUUCCUUCUACCAGCUUCUCCAGUCAAUUGAGCUGCAUUUGAAAACUGGCUACUGGUUUGAAUGCAGUUCCUACAGCUGGGAUCAGAUCCGAUGCCGUCUCUGGCCCUUAAUACUGAUCUUAAGUGGAGAUUACGAAGAACAAUGUGUCAUGGCGUUGAUUCGUGGUGUGAAAGGCAAAUUUCCGUGUCUGGUCUGUCUAGUCCCUCAAGAUGAGCAGUCAGUCAAUCGUGUCUUCGCAUUGCGCACAAGUUGCAAUUCCCAACAGGUCCUUUGCAACGUGAGAGGAAAGCAUACGGAAAAGGAAAAGGAGGAAGCUCUAAAGGCUUAUUCACUCCGAAAUGUAGAGAACAUAUUUUGGAAUUUUUUUCUUGCAGAUGUUCAUCGGGUGGUUUCUAUUGAUCGCCUGCAUAUGAAUUACGAAGGACUAUGGGAGGACCAUCUGUGGAAGGACCUUUUAUUCUGGAUUUCUGAUCUUGGAUGGGACACUGCUACUAAACUCGAUGCAAACUUUGAUGCUCUUCCACGAUGGCCGAACUUGACGCACUUUAAGACUGUCAUGUCAGUUGAUUUCAAUGAUGGCUCGCUUCAUGAGGACAUAUCAAAGCUGGUUCUAUUUACAGCGCAGGACAUCCUUUGUCAAUCACAAUCUAAGCUAGGAUACCUGCUUCUACGCUGCAUCCGCUACUAUAUUGAGUUUGAUAUCUAUGCUUCGUUCGAAGUUCACACCGAGGAUACUAUUGCAGCUGGAAGGGCAGCCUUGAAUAAGUUCUCGGAAUUGAUGGAGGAAUACAUCCCUGAGUCACAGCCUGAAACGAGCAAAAAUUGGAACUUUCCGAAGAAACACAUGAUCAUGCACAUAUUCGAUGAUAUUUUGGCUAAAGGUGCAACAUGUAACUACAACACCAAACCAAAUGAGAAGAUGCAUGGUGAGACAAACGAAACUCUGGAUGAACUCGUAGCAGAUCCUAUCGUCCAUGUGCACUUAGGUUCGAAGCAAGGCAGACAUGCUUUUUCAGACAUCAUGGACACACAUGGAACCGACAGAGCCUUUACCGACUUUUGGACAAAAUUAAAUGGCUUCCCGAACGUGUUCCUACUGCAGAACGGCAUUCCCUUGCCAGAUGGUCCAGGAAGGGCCCUUCAUCUCCGAGCCGAGGAUGAGAUUAUGGAGUUCCGAUUCCUGCGGGUGAACUACAAGUCCAUGGUUGAUUGGCGCCUGCACCAAGACUUACUUCGGUGCAGCCCAAAAUUCUAUGGAUCACCAAGGUUCGAUUGCAUCAUCGUGAAAACUACAGACAAACCAUUCUUCACUCACCUUGUGUACUUGUUUGGCUGCUCAAUUGGUGAUACUGAUCUUGCUCUGGCCCUCAUCCAUCCUUAUGAUGUCGGUAUUGGUGUUCGCCAAAGGCAGGAUGUUGAUUUGGGAUUGUGGUGUGUACGAGCCAAACCUCGCUCAUCAUCUGAGAUCAUUUCUGUCUGGUCAAUUAUUUGA
Molecule: messenger RNA, 2253 nt
Organism: Suillus discolor
Lineage: Eukaryota; Fungi; Basidiomycota; Agaricomycetes; Boletales; Suillaceae
Exons: 13
Coding region: 1-2253 (750 amino acids)
Source: RefSeq, a predicted model, not a curated record